Molecule: messenger RNA, 1461 nt
Organism: Saprolegnia diclina VS20
Lineage: Eukaryota; Oomycota; Saprolegniomycetes; Saprolegniales; Saprolegniaceae
Exons: 3
Coding region: 1-1461 (486 amino acids)
Source: RefSeq, a predicted model, not a curated record
AUGUCCAGCAACACUGUGUGGAGCAACGCGCCCGCGCUGACGCGCACGCACUGCGCUGCGAUGGCGGUGACGACAACGGUGACGGUGGCGCCCAUCACGUCGGGUCGCCGUGCGGUCCUGGUCUUCCACCUCGUCUACGCCAGCCCCGGCGACAGUCCCCAGAGCUUGAUCAAUCAGAGCAUUAAUGCGCUACGCGGCCUCGCGGCCAAAUUGCGGCACAAGCACAACGUUCUCAACUACGUGCUCGAGCGCGAUGGCAUUGACGUCCUCUCGCCCGGUGACGCUCGAUUCGCAAAGGCGCUCGUGGCGUCCGGCGCGUACGACGCCGUGCUCGUCGAGUACACACGCCACUGCUGCCACCACGUCUCUGCGUCCAAUUACAAGCUGCUUCCAGAUACGGCGCUACCGCUCUCGCUCGCGGAAAGUGUGCUCACCAUGAGCCCCGAGGUCCGAAGUGGCCGUGAAACUACCGGUCUCGACUAUUGCUCGCUGGUCUUUUGGCUCAAGGCGCACCGGCACCGAGUCGUGUCGCUUCUGCCAGCGCUCAAGUAUGCGGUGCACGGCCACCGUCGUUCUUGCUCGGUCGAUGAGCUAUCGUCGACCUUGGACGGCCUGCCGUUUGACGACGAAGACGCCCUCCUCGGCCAAGCAUCGCCAGCCGCUCUCCUCGAAGCUCUUUUGCCUCGCUUCGCUGACGAAAAAGAGCAGGGCACCCACUGCUACACUGACUCGGUGGUGGCGUGCUUCAAGGCAUUGCUUCGGCUUGGCCGCAUGGACCUUCUCCAGCGCUUCCUCGGCAUGUACCUCUGCGUGGACGACGAAUAUGCUCGCGACACCGCUGUGGGGCGGUGGAUUCACCGCUGCCUCCAGGUGUUUGGCUGGGAACCGCUGGCGUCAGCACUCUACAGUGUCGCCCAGGACCCCGUGUGCCCACCAUUUAUCCAGCGGUUUGCUGCCGAGUGCAUCACUGAAAUGUGGGCCAUCGUCGCCGAGGGCAUGCCCCUUUUCACCGAUUCCGGAGUGACACCAUGGGUCAACGGGGUCGUCGUCGACAUUUGCCGCCAUAGCUUGCAGCUCGAGGUACACGCAGUGACCGUGUCCGUGACGGACCGCUGGCUCUACAAUCGGCUGCCUGACCUCAUCGUCGCCAAGGUCGCAACGUACCUCGGGCCCGCCAACCACAUGCAGCGCCUCAUCGAUAUGAACGUGAUUUGUCUGAUCGAGGAUCUCGCACCGGGCGUUGUCGCGCUACUGGAACAAGGCUAUGAUGCUGUCGCGCACCGCUACAUCCCGAGCGUCUGCAAGGGCGUCCGCAGCCCUAGCGACAACGUGACGUACCUUGUCGAAGUCGUCUACAACCUCUUGGUCGUGGCUGCGCUGGAAGGCGGCAGCAUGUGGCGCGACACGCUCGACUGCUGCGGGCGAGAGCUCGGGCUUGCUCGCGACGGCACCGAUCGUUGA